AGUAACAUCACCGCUAGCAGAAGGUUGAGUUCUCGCAACUUGCACAUCUUCAUUCGCCUCUUUCAACGUAGCUCCUUCCACGGAUACACGUAUAUAUUUGUCUUCCAUACUGACCCCCCAACAGCAGGUACCCACCCCUAGCAAUGGCGUUCCCCUUCUGGACCAACGUGCUGAACUACACGUACGCGCGCGGCUUCAUCCGCAUCCCCAUUGUGCUGGUUGUGCCGAUCCUGUUUAAUAAGUACGUCCUCUACCAGUACGAGGGUGCCUUCCAGAGCUGGAAUGCGGGCCACAACCAGAAGGAUAUCUGGAACCGCCUGCAGGCGAAGGUGGCGGCGGAGGGCGGCGCCGAGGGCGAGGUCGAGGGGGAUGCCGAGUGA
Messenger RNA from Leptomonas pyrrhocoris, 380 nucleotides. RefSeq lists its product as hypothetical. The transcript has a single exon. The record is from RefSeq and is a predicted model, not a curated record. Lineage: Eukaryota; Euglenozoa; Kinetoplastea; Trypanosomatida; Trypanosomatidae. Bases 144 to 380 code for a protein of 78 amino acids.